Molecule: messenger RNA, 4971 nt
Organism: Gymnogyps californianus (California condor)
Lineage: Eukaryota; Metazoa; Chordata; Aves; Accipitriformes; Cathartidae
Product: discoidin domain-containing receptor 2-like
Exons: 16
Coding region: 1-2622 (873 amino acids)
Biological process (GO): positive regulation of kinase activity; multicellular organism development; cell surface receptor protein tyrosine kinase signaling pathway
Cellular component (GO): membrane; signaling receptor complex
Molecular function (GO): collagen binding; ATP binding; protein tyrosine kinase collagen receptor activity
Source: RefSeq, a predicted model, not a curated record
AUGAUCUUCUGCAUGCUGCUGUUGGCCUCACUGCCUGAGCCAUCUGGCACCGAAGUCAACCCUGCUAUAUGCCGUUACCCUUUGGGUAUGCAUGAAGGGACGAUACGAGAUGAAGACAUCACUGCUUCCAGCCAGUGGUAUGAUUCCACAGGACCCCAGUAUGCACGGUUACAGAGGGAAGAGGGGGAUGGAGCCUGGUGCCCAGCUGGCUUGUUGCAACCAGAAGAUGUACAGUUCCUUCAAAUUGACCUGCACAAGCUCUUUUUCAUCACCUUGAUUGGGACUCAGGGACGGCAUGCCCGUGCCACAGGCAAAGAAUUUGCCCGUGCUUACCGAAUUGACUAUAGUCGCAACGGAGAGCGCUGGAUCUCCUGGAAAGAUCGUCAGGGCAGGAAGGUGAUCCAAGGCAACAUCGAUACUUACGACGUGGUCUUGAAAGAUCUUCGGCCUCCCAUCAUUGCACGUUUUAUCCGGGUGAUUCCUGUGACGGAGAUGCCAAUGACUGUCUGUAUGAGGGUAGAGCUCUAUGGCUGUGUCUGGUAUGAUGGUUUGGCAUCCUAUAGCAUCCCUGAAGGAGGGACAAUAGCGGCUCCUGGCUUCCCCAUCGUUUAUCUGAAUGACUCGACCUAUGAUGGCUACCAGGAGCGCAGGCACUUGUACGGUGGUCUGGGCCAGCUGACAGAUGGUGUGCUAGGACUGGACGACUUCACGCAGAGCCACCAGUACCGUGUGUGGCCAGGCUAUGACUAUGUUGGCUGGAAGAAUGAGAGCUUCAGCACGGGCUCUGUUGAAAUGGAGUUCCAGUUUGACCGACCACGAAACUUCACGUCCAUGAAGGUGCAUUGUAACAACAUGUUUUCCAAGGGGGUGAAGAUCUUCCAGAAGGUGGAGUGUCUGUUCAAACCACGCCUGAUUGCAGACUGGGAGUCUGAACCUGUCGGAGUGGCAACUGUCUUAGAUGACAAAAACCCCAGCGCUAGGUUUGUGACUGUCCCCCUCAAUCAGCGCGUAGGUAAAGCCAUACUUUGCCGCUUCUACUUUGCUGACACCUGGAUGAUGAUGAGCGAGAUUUCCUUCCAGUCAGACAUGGAGAGCGUGAAUCCUAAUUUUGUUACGGUAGCCACAAGCACAACAGAUCUCCUGGAAACAGAGUGCAACGUUACUGAGGGGACCUGGGAAACCACAUCGUCUGUAACCAGCACCUGGAUAGGAGAGAAGGCAGAUGACUCCAAUACCUCCAUCCUCGUGGGCUGCCUUGUGGCUAUUAUUCUUCUGCUCCUGAUGAUUAUCAUCAUUAUUCUUUGGAAGCAAUAUGUUCAAAAAAGGUUGGAAAAGGCCCCACGUCGAAUCCUGGAGGAGGAUGCCACAGUUCGCCUCUCCUUCUACAGCUACACCAUUGCCAACAACCAGACCCAGAUCCACCAGUCCAAUCCCACCUAUGAACGUGCUUUCCCACUGGAUUUGGAGUAUCACCAGCCAGCUACGCUGCUCCAAAAGCUUCCAGAACUCUCCCAAAGUGCAGAGGAUUCAGUGUGCAGUGGGGACUAUGCUGAGCCUGACCUGACCAAGUCCACUCCUCACCAAGGCUUUCAGAACAAUGUUCCUCACUACGCUGAAACGGAUAUUGUCCACCUGCAAGGUGUGACCGGCAACAACAUGUAUGCAGUCCCAGCCCUCACUGUGGAUUCACUUACCAAGAAGGACAUCUCAGUGGGUGAAUUCCCACGGCAGCAGCUACGACUCAAGGAGAAGCUGGGAGAAGGACAGUUUGGAGAGGUGCACCUUUGUGAAGCCGAUGGCCUGCUGGAAUUCUUGGGAGUCUCGUCUACAGAAUUCACUCACCAGCCGGUUCUUGUAGCAGUGAAAAUGCUGAGAUCAGAUGUCAACAAAACAGCCAGAAAUGAUUUCCUGAAGGAGAUCAAGAUCAUGUCACGGCUGAAGAACCCAAAUAUCAUCCGGCUUCUGGGGGUGUGUGUGCGUGAUGACCCACUGUGCAUGAUAACAGAGUACAUGGAAAAUGGAGACCUCAAUCAGUUCCUGUCGCAGAGGGAGAUCUACAGCAAAUUUGCCAUUUCAAACAAUAUUCCCUGCGUCAGCUACUCUAACCUGCUGUACAUGGCCACCCAGAUUGCCUCUGGAAUGAAGUAUUUAGCAUCUCUGAAUUUUGUGCACAGAGAUCUGGCAACUCGCAACUGCCUGGUGGGGAACAACUACACCAUCAAGAUUGCAGACUUUGGCAUGAGCAGGAAUCUUUACAGUGGGGAUUACUACCGCAUCCAGGGAAGAGCCGUACUGCCCAUACGUUGGAUGGCCUGGGAAAGCAUCCUCCUGGGCAAGUUCACCACAGCCAGUGAUGUCUGGGCGUUUGGGGUCACCCUCUGGGAGAUGUUCAUACUGUGUAAGGAGCAACCUUACAGCCUCCUCUCAGAUGAGCAAGUCAUCGAGAACACAGGAGAGUUCUUCCGGAGCCAGGGCAGGCAGAUCUAUCUCUCCCAGACUCCUCUGUGUCCUAACCCUGUGUUUGACCUGAUGCUGAAAUGUUGGAGCAGGGAUAUAAAAGAUCGUCCCACUUUUGACAUGAUUCACCACUUCCUGCUAGAACAAAUGGAAUCAAACAUUUGACUCCAGAAAGAGAGACAGACUGUUGAGAACAGAGUGACUUUGGUGUCUCUUUGCCUGUACCUCACGGGAAGAUGGUCAGGCCACCUUGCUCUCCUCCCUUGACUGUACCGUAUUUAAGUUGAGAUGUCCAUGGCAGCUGCUCAUUCUAUUGGCCAUGGUCUGACACACAGGACCAGAGGAUCUCAUUUGGUUGAAAAAUCAUCUCCUCUUCUGAAUCAUUUCCUGGGAAUACUGUGAGAGGGUUUUAUUAGAUACCCGUACACCUUUGGGCAAAACGAAUGAGUGAAACUGAGGGACUUGGAGCUCUCUCCUGGGUGGAAUAGAAGGCUACCAGUCGGUGAGAGCGCUACCACUCAAGAACAGAUUUCUAGAAGUAAAGACUUCAGUCUUCUAAAACUAUUCCAUUAAAUCAAAUGGAAGUCUUGUGCACAUUAGCAAGUGUUUCUGUAUGCUCUUGCUACAGACAAUAUGUAUAGUGAGAGACUAGAAAUGUCUAGAGCUAGGAAAUGGUUUGACGGACUUGAGAACUGACGGAGCAUUUAGCAACCCUUUGGAAGUAACGCUGCCAGGGUCUAUGGAGGAUGCUGAUACAAGAGUCCAAGAUCAUGUUCUUUUUUCCUGUGGUUGUUAAGCACUGCUUUUGUUAUAUAUGUGCGUUUUCCCCACACUGGAUUUUUUUUUUUCUAGAAAAAAAAUUUUGAAAAUGAAUGUUAAAGGUCGUAGGAAGGUCACUGCGGUAGAAGAUCUUCUUUUGACCUACAAAUUAAGGCUAGGGUAGGGAGUUUGUAUUGAAAAGUAGCUGAUACUGUACUACUGUCACUAUGUAGAUUUAUUAGCCUAAUGAACUUGUAGCCACAAUGGACUGAUGUGCAAUUAAUCCUGUAUAAGUACCCAUUAAUAUGAGAUCUCUAAGUCAAUGCUGUUACAUGUGCAGAGGGAACUUAGAUUUGGUGAAACCGAAUGGCUGAGAGCGGAACCCGCUAUGUCACUUGUCAUAGCUCAUGCGAGAGGAAAAGGAGCAGAGUACGGGUCGUCCCCCGGCACACGCGUGCGCGCACGCACUCAGAUACGUAUGUCUAGCAUCAGUGGUUCCUCUUCAGGUCUGCAGCAGGGUUAGUGCUGUCGGCCAGGGAGACGCACUUCGGCCCAGGCUCCUUUAUUGCUGUGAUCAAAUCGGGCAUCGGGAGAUGGGACUGACAUAUCCCCUUAGUCUGGGUUUGUGUUUUAUUUUGGAUGCUCCCUGCACGACGCAAGACCAUUUACUCAUUGAACUUGGGGUUGUUUUUUGUUUGUUGUGUCACAAACGGCUCAUUCUCUGGAGGGUUUUAGAGGGCUCUGAAAUCCAUUUGGAGUAAGUUAGAGAAUUCAGCUCGUUUCUACAAUAAACCCAUUGUGGAUUUACCAGCUGCCUGGGGAAUACUCUGCUAUUCCCUCUCUAAUCAUUUAGCAAGAUACUUAGGACCAAACCAAAUAUUUCAUAAGCUGGGAGAAGAUGAAAGCUCAGCACUUGGCUUUUUUAUAACAGCAUCCAGCAUAGCAUAUAUUUCCAGUAAAGAUUAUAAAGAUAAUUUUUGUCUUAGCCACAAGCAUAGUAUGAAUGGCUGUCUGUGCUAUGAGCUCUGUAAGAGGGCACUGCUGAGAGAGGGGAUGUCAAAACAGUUACAAUAUGAGGAUAACUUAUGUUGAAAGAAAAAGCAUGCUUCUGAAUUGGCAGCUGCCAGGACGGAGCCUGGCAUGGCUGUGUCUGCUCCCCGGGCAGAACAAACUGUGGUGAAGUUUCCCCAGUUGCAGCUCCCUUGAUAGGACCGUGCCCAGGUUGUCCCGCUGCAGGCCCGGCGUGGGGUUCCCCUGGCUGCGCGUAGGCGUCUCCAUCCGAGCCGGUCCUCUGAGCCCCCUUUACGUGCUAAGGAGCCGGGGGGUCCAAGUCAUCUCAUCUCCCUGCGAGGGCUGCAUGGGCUCAGGUGAAUCUCACCCCCAGAUAGGUAAUUUUUUUCUCCUUUGACUAGAGGGGCCCAGGGUGAGCUGCCGUUACACGUGUGCGCCGUCCAUCUGGAGCUGGGCGGUGGGAGGCAAAGCCAGCGUGGUCCCUGCUGCAGCCUGGUGGGCACUGGUGGCUGGCAAACCAUGCAUUGAUUGUAUUUCUGGAGUAUUUCUAUCCUGUCCCAGAAAAUGUACCCAAGUCAUACACAGCCGUGUGCGUGAUCUCCUGUACUUUGGAGUUUAGAGAUACCAGAGCGCUGUAACGUCACCUGGAUGGGCUUUGUACUUCUGUUACGUCAGGAUGUGCUGUUCCUCCGUUGACAUGUUGACAUACGAAGUUUCUCUCAUAUCAAUAAAUUCUAACGAUAA